This is a messenger RNA of Suncus etruscus (white-toothed pygmy shrew), 1838 nucleotides long. RefSeq names its product UDP-glucuronosyltransferase 2B31-like. The transcript has 7 exons. NCBI's taxonomy places the organism in Eukaryota, Metazoa, Chordata, Mammalia, Eulipotyphla, Soricidae. Bases 129 to 1724 code for a protein of 531 amino acids. Gene Ontology annotation, molecular function: UDP-glycosyltransferase activity. The record is from RefSeq and is a predicted model, not a curated record.
CUAUUACUUCAUAACUUGAAAGCAUUCAUGGUCUUUCAACAAAUAAUGAAUACAUUUGCAAUUAAGAAAGAAAUACUGCUGUGAAAUAGAAAAGAACAGUCUACAAAAGAGACUCCCUUUAUGUCAUAAUGUCUAUAAAAUGGAUUUCAAUUCUUCUGCUAUUAGAGGUAGGUUGUUACUUUAGUUGUGGGACUUGUGGAAAGGUGCUGGUGUGGCCCACAGAAUACAGCCAUUGGAUUAACAUAAAGGUAAUCCUGGAAGAGCUUGUCCAAAGAGGUCAUGAAGUGAUUGUUCUGAAAUCUUCAGAUGCAGUUUUUGUUGGUUCCAACAAAUCAUCUACUAUAAAAUUUGAGAUUUUCCAAUCACCUCUGUCUAAGGAAAAUUAUGAGACUCUGAUCAAUAAACUUCUUACUACAUGGAUAUAUGAUAUGCCAAAAAAUUCAUUUUGGGCAUAUUUUUCAAAAAUGCAAGAUCUCCUUUGGGAAUAUUAUGAUUAUAUUGAACAGAAUUGCAAAACUGUAGUUUUCAACAAGAAAUUGAUGCAAAAACUACAAGACACAAGGUUCGAUCUUGUUUUUGCUGAUGCCAUUGGAAACUGUGGUGAGCUUCUGGCUGAAAUACUUAAAGUACCUUUAGUGUACACUCUCCGUUUUUCUCCUGGACUUGGACUUGAAAAGUAUAGUGGAGGACUUCCACUCCCACCGUCUUAUGUUCCUGUUGUUUUGUCAGAAUUAAAUGAUUCAAUGACAUUCAUGGAGAGAGUGAAAAAUAUGAUAUAUGUACUUUAUUUUGACUUUUGGUACCAGCUGAUAAAUGAGAAGAAGUGGAAUCAGUUUUAUAGUGAAGUGCUAGGAAAAACUUCUAAAGUAUAUGAACUAAUGAGAAAAGCUGAUAUAUGGCUCAUUAGAACAUAUUGGGAUUUUCAGUUUUCUCACCCAUUCUUGCCAAAUUUUGAAUUUGUGGGAGGACUCCAUUGCAAACCUGCCAAACCACUACCUAAGGAAAUGGAAGAAUUUGUACAGAGCUCUGGAGAAAAUGGCAUUGUGGUGUUCAGUCUGGGAUCAAUGAUUUCUAACAUGCCAGAAGAAAGAGCCAAUGUGAUUGCAUCAGCCCUUGCACAGAUUCCACAAAAGGUUCUCUGGCGGUUUGAUGGCAAGAAGCCUGACACUUUAGGCACCAAUACUCGCCUGUAUAAGUGGAUCCCCCAAAAUGAUCUUCUUGGUCAUCCCAAAACCAAGGCUUUUGUAACUCAUGGUGGGUCCAAUGGAAUCUAUGAGGCAAUUUACCAUGGGAUUCCUAUGGUGGGCAUUCCUCUGUUUGCUGAUCAACCUGAUAAUAUUGUCCACAUGAAGGCUAAAGGAGCAGCUAUCAAAGUAGAUUUUGAAACAAUGUCAAGCUCAGAUUUGCUCAAUGCGCUGAAGACAGUCAUCAAUGAUCCAUCAUAUAAGAAGAAUGCACUGAAAUUAAAAGCCAUUCAGCAUGACCAGCCAGUGAAACCUCUAGACAGGGCAGUCUUCUGGAUCGAGUUUGUCAUGAGCCACAAAGGAGCCAAACACCUGAGGCCCGCCUCCCAUGAGCUCAACCUGUUCCAGUACCACUCCUUGGAUGUGAUUGGGUUCCUGCUGGCCUGUGUGGCAGCUGCUCUGUGGGUCAUCACAAAAUGCUGCUUGUGUUUUUGCCAGAUGAUUUCUAAAGCUGGAAAGAGGGAAAAGAGAAAGGAGUAGUUGCAUCUGGGGUAGACAGGACUCUUCCAAAUUAUGAAAGAAAAUAGUGAAGUGAUCUGGAUCUAUUUCUCCUCUGACAAAAUUAUUUUUCACAAGUUUUUGAGUAAAAAAUUU